Messenger RNA from Ambispora leptoticha, 253 nucleotides. NCBI's taxonomy places the organism in Eukaryota, Fungi, Glomeromycota, Glomeromycetes, Archaeosporales, Ambisporaceae. The record is from the annotation of a GenBank genome assembly.
UGAUUAUGACGAAAAGGUGGUGAGGAAUUAUUGUCAAAAAUAUUCUUUGCCCUGCGAGGUUUACCAAGUAAAAGGCUCCGAAUACAAUUCCAUUAGCAAUUUUCAAGACCGAGCCCGCAAAAUCCGCUAUGACUUUUUGCAAAAGUUAGCCGAUAAAUACCAAACUAAAUAUAUAGUAAUAGCCCACCAUUUAGACGACCAUUUGGAAACCUACUUGCUACAAAAACAAAGAAAAUCAUUAGUUGAAUAUUGA